AUGCUGCACAUAUUUUCUGAAAGUAAUUAUUUAUCUGAUUGUAUUCAUUAUCUUAUUAAUUAUAAUAAGCAAAUUGAAAUUGCUCAUAACGAUAUUAAUAAUAAAUAUCAAGAAUUACAAAUAAAACGUGAAACUAUAAAACGUUAUAAACAAGAAUUGCAAUCAAUGAAAUAUUUAUUCAAAAUAACAUUUAAAGAAAAACAAAUACAAUAUGAUCAAUUACAACAUGGAAGACAAUGUCAAGUAAAUGAUAUGAAAAGUUUAUUAAUAUUUGGUCGUAAAGUUAUUGUUAAACAUGAUGAUGUUGUUCCAGAAAGAAGUAAAUCAUAA
Molecule: messenger RNA, 330 nt
Organism: Adineta steineri
Lineage: Eukaryota; Metazoa; Rotifera; Eurotatoria; Adinetida; Adinetidae
Source: the annotation of a GenBank genome assembly